Ilex paraguariensis (yerba mate) is the source of this 339-nucleotide messenger RNA. The record is from the annotation of a GenBank genome assembly. NCBI's taxonomy places the organism in Eukaryota, Viridiplantae, Streptophyta, Magnoliopsida, Aquifoliales, Aquifoliaceae.
AUGGAGGAGGUCGUUCGACUGUUGCCCAGCACCACCCAAGGAGUGUCGAAUGGGAAAACUGCCCAGUCGGGCGAGGGACGAGCAGCCCGGGUGGCCUGUGAUGGGCGAACAGCCCCGGUGGUCUACAAUGGGCGAGCAACUCCCGUAGUCCGCAAUGGGCGAGCAACCCUUGGGCUUUGGAAUAGGCGAUUAGCCCCUGAGCUUUGUGAUGGGCGAGCAGCCCAUAAGGUUCGUGAUGGCCUGCUGAGGCGCCUAUGGCUCUCGUUGGGAUGCCUGAGGCAGCGGACAACAUCCUUGAAGGCCUUAUACCGUUGGGUGCUACUGGAGGGGCACCCAUGA